AUGCGGCUGACCAACCAAGGUUUUCUCAAACGUCUCGAUGUUGGCACGCUGCUGAUUGCACGGGCCCUUUUUCUUGUCUUCCUGUCGACUCUACUUCCCUUCCUUCCGCUCUUUGUUGUCACCGAGUGUGUCCUCGUCGCCUCUUGCCCACUCGUGCAGUUCGUUGCCGUGCUUUCCGCGAUGGAACAGAACGGCACGCCUCGUGCGCGUCCGCACUUCAAAUUCGCGAAUCGCACCUACCAAGGAUCACCGCUGAAUCCCAAUAAGCGCCUCGGCACUCCCCAGACAGCUCCUUCGCGCAAAUCCAUCGUCGCGGAUAACCUGGCGUCAAGCACGAUGAACUCAUCUUCCAUCUCAUCCUCCCGGAACUUGUUCCGCACCUCGUCCAUUGGCAGCAACUCCGCCGCUCCCUUCUCACCCAAGUUGCCCGCCGAAACCAAAACCAAGAUUUUUGCCCCUGGGACCACGCCGCAAUCCCAGCGCGUCUACCGGGAAGUCACUGCCCAGGCAACCCCCCGGGGGAUGAUGCGGUCUACCUCUGCUGAACUCUUCACCAUGCGCAUCCCUUCCCCCCCGCCCGAGCUCAGCGGCGAGGCUUUGGCCAAGAAGAUCCCCCCCGAACUCGAUGCGAAGGGUACCGUCUAUGCCGACCAGUUCCUGGGCCACCUUGUGCCUCCCGAGUACGACGACUUGCAGCGACGCCAGCUCUUCUGUAUCCUCGAUUUACGCCGCCUCAAGCAUUCGGCCAACGAAGUAUUUGCUAAGAAGGAUUGGAAGUUGAAUAUCAUGAACUUCGCCAAAGAGUUCGAGAAAAGUCGGAGCCUUAUCAUGCUGCGCUAUGGCCUCUAUGAAUUCAAGAACGUAAAGCCGUCAAACGACGUCCUUCGGAAAUGGAGAGCUGCCCAUGGUCUCCCAGACCCAGAAGCGGGCAAGCAAGCUCCCGAUACGCCCUCCAGGCCGAGUACCUCGACGAAACGCAAGGCGGAAGAGGAACUGGCCUCGUCGGAGAACUCCGUCCUGUCGAUCACCUCGCUCAACAAAAACAAGAAGCGCGCCAUGGAGCGCGACGAGACUGCUGCUGCCACUCCUGCCCCCGCCAGCAACAAGAGGAAGGCUUCGACCAGUGAGGAACCGGACGAGAACAUGCCGUCCAAGAUGGCCAAGUCGACCCCCUCUGCUACCAAGGCGCUGUUUGAGAAGGCCUUCAACAACAAAUCCUCCGCCAGCUCGGCCAUAGCCAAGCCUGCGCAAGUUUCCGACUCGGUCGCGAAUCCCAACCCUUUCUCCACUUUUGGCACUGCCUCCUCCUCCUCCUCCCAGUCGGUGAACGAUGGCCCCGCGCGUUCCGUGUUUGAUACUUUGAAGCCGCCUCAGAACGCCGGCAACAUCUUUGGCUACCUCUCCGACAACAGCGCGAAGAAUAGUGGCGUGGACGCAGACGCGGAGAGUGAAUCCGAUUCGGAUGGAGAAGCCGAUACCCAGGAUACUGGCCUGCAGAGCGACGAGCCGAGCGUGGCUGCUAGUGGCAGGGCCGAUACCCCUUCCUCGCUUCCUGCUGGCAACCUUUUCGGAUCCCAGAAGCCCUUGCUGCCUCCCGCACCAUCUACGGCUGAUGCGUCGAGAGAGUCCACUCCUGGCCGGAGUCUGUUCGACCGGGUUGCGAAAGGCAGUGACGGUCAGCCUCUCCGAGCUGCUUCUGAUGAAGCGACUCAGACGGAUGAUGCCGCAGGGUCCGGUGGUGAGUCGAAGGCUGCGGGCGCCGACAAGACGGCUACAACGAUACCGCCCGUCAACGCGACGUGGAACCCAAGCACGCCCAUCAAGUUCGGCACCGGUGCUGCCAGUUCCAGCAGUCUCUUCGGCUCUUCCGGUACGGCCACUGGAAACUCUCUUUUCGGCCCGAAGUCGACCUCCACACCUGCCGCGGCCAACGUUUUCGGCGCCCCUAAACCAGAGGAGAAACCUCGGGACAAAACGGAGGAGAAGCCCCAGGAGAGACAGGCCGAGAAUAAGUCUACAUCCGCGAAACCCGGACAAGAGGCGGACAAGUCGGGAGAGUCUGAUAAGGAGAAUGAGUCUCAGCCGACGAAGCCCUUGUUUGGCGGGUUCACACCCAAGCCGUCCGAACCUUCGACGACAACCUCGUCACUGUUCCAGCCGAAACCUGCUGCCGCCGAUUCGUCUUCCACGGUCGUCGCAUCUCCCUUUUCUUUCGGCGCACCCAAGUCCGAGAACGAAUCCAAGCCUGCGUCUGAUUCGGCCCUGAAGUCUGCCGCGCCUACUUUCUCCUUCGGCGCGUCCAAACCAGAGGAGUCGAAGCCCUCUUCAGCAUCGGCGCCCAGUUUAUUCGGUGCGGAUAAUAAGCCAAAGGAUUCGCUUUUUGGAGCCACCAAGCCUGCCGACUCCUCAAAGCCCGCCACGAGUGAGGCGAACAAGCCCGCGAGUCUUUUUGGCACGAGUUCCACAACCACUCCUUCGAACCUCUUCGGCUCGGCAAGUCAGCCGGCAAGUGGAGCUGGAGCUGGAGCUGGAGCUUCCAACAUCUUCGGCAACGCGAACGCUGCCGCUUCGCAACCUUCCGAUAGUGCUGCUGCGACUAACAACGGGGCGUCAAACCCGUUUGGCAAUCCGUCCACCCCUCCAAGCUUCAACGUUGGGCCUGCAACAACGUCUUUCACUUUCGGUGGCGAUAAGCCCAGCCAGCCUGCAGCCUCUACAUCAGAAACCCCCAAGCCGCUCUUUGGCGGCGUUACUUCAACCCCCAUUGCACCUCCCCCCGCGGGGAACGCGCUCUUCGGCGGUAGUCCCAUGAAGCAGGACGACAAGCCGGCCGAGCCGCCGGCAAAGAAGCUCUUCGGUGGUCCUACGACUGAGAAGCCGUCCGCGUCGUUCGGCUUCGGCGCGUCGCAGAAUGCCCCUUCUUCCAACCUGUUUGGAGCCUCAAGCAGUUCAUCCCAACCCAGUGGACAGGGUCUCGGCAGUACCUCCUUCACGUUUACAACUGGCACGGGGAAUAGUGACCAGUCCUUUAGCAACCCGUUCACGUUCGGCAGCGGCUCGGCCGCUCUUAGCAGCACGGCCGCACCCGCAGGUGGUGUUUUCAACUUUGGCGCUAGCUCGUCAGCACCAACCUUUGGGGCUUCCACGUCUUCCACGCCCUUCCAGUUCGGUUCCAGCUCCUCCCAACCCACUGCCCAGCCUGGCACGUCGACUGGGUCUUCGUCUUCCCUCUUCGCCUUCGGUGCAAACGCGUCCUCUAACCCAACUUCCUUCACCAACUCCCAACCCCAGAACCAGUCGGACAAUAUCUUCGCGCCCAAGCCUACGCAGCCCGGUGGCUCCAUCUUCGGCGGAAACCUGCAGCCGCCCGCAGGGGGCGCGUCUACUACAGGUACCAACUCACCCUUCAAUCUUGGCGGGGCGUCUAGCUUAGCCACGACGCCAGCCACCGGAACACCCGAGCCGACCGCUGACCGAGAGAAGACAUCAGCAAACGCCCCAUCAGCCGGCCGGGAAGCGCCUGGCGCCGCGGACGCGGGCGACGACCCUGAAGAGAAGCCCCAUGAGCAGGUCACCCUGACGCAAGGCGGACCCGGCGAGGAAGACGAGACAGCUGUGCAUGAAGUGCGAUCCAAGGUGCUCAAGUUCGUAACCGCCAGCGAGGCGGCCGAAGACAGCGGAGACGAAGACAAGAACAAAAGCAAGAGCCCUUGGGUCACCCGGGGCAUCGGACCUUUCCGCCUGCUGAAGCACAACACGUCGGGUGCUGUUCGCAUGUUGGUGCGUGCCGAACCCCGCGGGCACGUGGUCCUCAACCGCGCUCUGCUCCCCAACAUAACGUACAAGAACGACGGCAAAUACGUCAAACUGGUGACGUCGAACGAGAAGGGUGAUGGCGUGGAAACGUAUAUGGUGCAGGUCAAGAAUGCCGAGGUAGCUAAAGAGCUGGCCGAGGUGUUGGAGAAAUAUAAGGGUGGUAAGAGUGGCAAAUGA
Molecule: messenger RNA, 3993 nt
Organism: Sodiomyces alkalinus F11
Lineage: Eukaryota; Fungi; Ascomycota; Sordariomycetes; Glomerellales; Plectosphaerellaceae
Exons: 3
Coding region: 1-3993 (1330 amino acids)
Biological process (GO): intracellular transport
Source: RefSeq, a predicted model, not a curated record